Messenger RNA from Symbiodinium sp. CCMP2456, 2598 nucleotides. The record is from the annotation of a GenBank genome assembly. Lineage: Eukaryota; Dinophyceae; Suessiales; Symbiodiniaceae.
AUGCGGGGAAAGCGCAAGGCUUCGUCCGGCAGGAAUCAAGAUCAAGGCCUGCAGCUGGUCCCUCAAGUCCAGCCAGUCAAAGUUGCAAGGACGACUCGGCAGGAGGCCCAGCAAGAAGCCGCCACCCGUGCUGGCGACACCGUGCCGCGGGAUGGUAACAUUGAAGAAACAGCAGAUGGUCGCUGGGAGGUGCGGCUGUCCGACCUGCCAAGUGGCACCAGUGCCAAGAGCCUCCGCGCUUUCCUUGGUGAUGAGGUGGAACACUCUUCGGUGCGACUUGACGCAGAAGCAGGCCAGGCAGUCAUAGCUUUGGCGACAAAAGCGAGCGCUGAGUCCUGUCUGCGACGUUGGGAAGGAUUCGCCGCUGCGAUGGGUUCUGUUCCGAAGCGAAGACGUGGAAAUAGGCAAGGCGGAACACCGAGGCAGAGGGUGGACUCUUGGGACUCUUGGGCCUGGCAAAACGGCGCAGCACAGACGGACGAGUCUGGUGGCGCACCUGUGCAGCACGAGCCCAUGGAGUCAAGGGGCUUCUCAGAAUCUGACGAUGAUGCAGGCCAAAGCACGUCUGCUGGUCAGAAGGCCUCUUCCUCGAAAUCUUCGAAGCAAGGCAGUUCGGAUGCCCUUCAACCAUUGAUCAGGAAAAUCGCUGACUUCGCCUCCCGCAGACGUUUGAACGACGCUGUCAGAACCUUCGAGCAGAUCGAAAAGCGAGGGCUCGAGCCGAGCGUGCAAGCCUAUGCAAGCCUGAUCAAUGCAUAUGUCAACAGUGGUGAUAUGGCUGGAGCUGACUCGGCAUUUUCGCGGAUGCUGGCGGCUGGACUUCGGUCGAAUGUGGUAGUCUGCACUGCGUUGCUGAAGGGUUACUGUCGUUCUGGCGAUGUGCGGAGAGCACAGUCCGUGCUUGAGAAGAUGUCUGGCCAGGAGCCUCCGGUCAAGCCGGACUUACGCCUUGUCAACACGUUGCUUCGUGGCUGCGUCAGGGCCGGCGACCUUGCAAUAGCCGAGUCCGUGUUUCGAAGACUCCCUGAGUGGGAGCUGUCGCCAGACGCUUCAUCUUGCUGCUUCAUGUCGACGUUGCUGGGCCAGGCCCUGCUGGUCAAGAAGAUUGCAGCGCUGCUGCGACUGCCGGCCUUGGCUCCAGCUCCAGCAGGUCCAACCGGAGGACCCGAAGGCGGACCGUCCAAGAAAUCGGAAGAAGCUUGCAGGUUUUGGCAGAAGGGAAAAUGCAAGAAAGGUGUUGCUUGUCCUUUCUUUCACGAUCCGGCAGUUGAGGUUGCCCAGAGGGCUGCACACGAACCAGAAAGGCUUGCUGCCGUGGCAUGCAUUGGCCUGGAUGAGGCGCGCGCGGCAGCAUUGCUUAAGCGACCACUUGCUUGCAAGCGCGCGCUGCGAGCAGUGGAGAACGCCCUCGCGGCCGCCAAGGACACGCCGAAGCUGCGCAGUUCAUCAAAGGAACGACAAGACAGCAUUCGGCGCGAUCAGCUGUUGGAGAUUGAGCUCAUCCGGCGAUUUGCAGGUAGCGCUCUGGAAGCCAAGGGAAAGAAAGGACAUGAUUUCAACUUUCUUGACUUCCUUGGUCGCUGCUUCCUCCUUCCGGCAGACGCAGCCCAGCAGCCUGAGAUCGGAAUGGCCGGUGCCUGUGCCGUCUCGGCAGAUCCGAGGGUGACCGUGAAUGUCGUGGCCGCGCCGGUGCUUUGCCUUCCCCAGUCGCCUCAGCUUUCUUGCCACGCCGGAUUCAUGAGUCGCAGCGCCGACCAACUUCCGGGUGUGACACCGCUGCCGUUCCCUUCUCUGCUGACUCGCCCCCAAAGCCCUUCAAAGCCUUCUUGUGAGGGUGCAGUGAAAUCCGGGGAGGGGCAAGGCUUCGAUGUCCAAGACUUUCCGCUCGGAAUCAUGGUCUUCGACCCCUCCAAUCCUCGCCUGCGUGCGCAGCUCCUUGCAGCUUUGGGGGCGCCACCCCAGUCAACCUUCGAAGCAAUGCGUGGAUUUCACGGUGGCAUGAACGAAGGCAUCUGGUUCGUGAAGGGGGGAGGUCAAACGUUGGUGCUGAAACUCGUGAAGUUUGAUCGGUUCGCACCUCACCAGUUGGUAGAGGAACGAAUGUUCACCAAGCUGUUCCAGGAGCUUCCAGGCAUCACAGAAGAUCCAAAUGUGGCGUUCCCUUUCAAAGUGCUGCGCCUCUUGGGCCCCAACAACGUUCGAAAGCACGACUUGAUUGUGAUGAAGAAGGCUCCAGGCAAGUCGUUGGACUAUGUCAUCUCGGAAAAAUGGAGGAAGGGCCGCAAAGCCGAUCUCAUGAAAGUCUUCGGCAAAGUUGGAGAGUGCUUAGCAAAUUUUCACAGGCGAUAUGGUGGCCGACAGCACAACGACGCCGGCACUCAGAAUAUCCUUUGGGACGAGGAGUCACAGCAUGUGACCCUGAUCGACCUCGGCUGCAUGGGGAACAAGUCCAACAAGACCGAUGUACAGCGAUUGAGCCAGGUUGUUAAGAAUCUGUCGAACUGCGCAGCUUAUGGACCUGAACUUGUGGCCACGAUCUCUCAUUUCCAAGAAGGCUACAACCAGGCCAUGCAAACGAAGCCGUCCAAUGAAACCUGA